AUGAACAUGUAUCAACGAGAUGCAGCAACUGAUGCCGGCGACGCGGGUGGGUUCAAGCUAUAUCACUACGACCCGUCCAUGGCUGGCGGUGCCAUCUUCACGAUCCUUUUUAUCGGCACCACUCUCUUUCACACAUGGCAACUGUUCCGGGGCCGAUCUUGGUUUACCAUUCCUUUAACCAUUGGCGGUUUAUUUGAGCUUGUUGGGUACGCUGCGAGAUGCAAGUCUGCCAAUGAAACGCCAGAUUGGACGUUGGGGCCCUAUAUCAUCCAAAGUAUCUUUCUACUCGUCGCUCCGGCACUUUUCGCCGCUACCAUCUAUAUGGAGCUUGGUAGGAUUGUCGAGAUGAUCGAUGGAGAAGGCCGGGUGAUGAUCAGCAAGAAGUGGAUGACCAAGAUCUUUGUUACUGGAGAUAUCCUGUCGUUCUUUCUACAAGGCGGAGGCGGUGGUUACCAGUCCUCCGGUACACUCGAGGCGCUGGACGCCGGAGCGAAAGUCAUCAUCGUUGGCUUAUUCGUCCAACUGAUCUUCUUCGGAGUCUUCAUCAUCAUCGCCAUCUCGUUCCAUCGAGCUAUCCUGCAGAACCCAACUGGUCGGUCGACUAGCGGACUUCCAUGGAAGAAGCACAUGAUGGUUCUUUACAUCGGCAGCUUGUUCAUCAUGGUGCGAUCUCUUUUCAGAGCAGUUGAGUACAUUCAGGGUAACAGCGGUUUCUUGCUCAAGCAUGAAAUCUAUCUCUACAUUUUCGAUGCCCUCUUGAUGUUCCUUGUUAUGGUACUGUUCAACUGGUUCCACCCGUCCGAGAUUACUGCUAUUCUGGAUGAAAGGAGGAGUGGUAAAGGGUACAGCAUGGGAGCAUUUACCGCAUGCGCUUAG
Fusarium pseudograminearum CS3096 is the source of this 876-nucleotide messenger RNA. RefSeq lists its product as uncharacterized. NCBI's taxonomy places the organism in Eukaryota, Fungi, Ascomycota, Sordariomycetes, Hypocreales, Nectriaceae. Bases 1 to 876 code for a protein of 291 amino acids. Gene Ontology annotation, cellular component: membrane. The transcript has 3 exons. The record is from RefSeq and is a predicted model, not a curated record.